CGGAAGCAUAAUAAAAUAAUCAGUUUAGGGUGGACACGUGCUGCGGGGCAGCGGUCCAAACAAAGGCCAAACAUACGGAAUGGGCGGGAUUGGUUAAGCCACGCCCCCUGAGAGCUACUCCACGAUCCGCACGUUCCACAUUACCAGGUGGGUGUGUGUGUGAGAAAGAUACUAAAGUUCAGUGAGGAAGCUGAAGCCCGUCUCAGUCCUGUUGCUGAACUGAAUGGCCGAAACUCUCGCAGACUGAAACAGGAGGCUUCAGCAGCAGACUCAAGCUCUGAGCACAAUGCCGUUUCUGCAGCAUCUAAUGGACUCGCAUUUGGAGCAGCUGGCUCUGGAGCGCGUCGUCCCGGCUCUGCUGGAGCGCGGCUACUUCUACCUCGACCAUUUCCUCGGUGAAGCAAUUGGUCGUUUGGUCUUGGGCCAAGUGAAGCAAAUUCAUGGUUCUGGCGUCUUGAGUGACGGACAGCUCGCUGGUCGAGGCUCAGGAGUUUGUAGAAGUCAUAUAAGGGGAGAUAAAAUAGCGUGGCGUAGCGGCAGUGAGAGAGGAUCCGAAGCCAUAGGCUUCUUACUGAAACAGACUGACAAACUCAUAUCUCUGUGCGCUGGGAGACUGGGCAAAAACACGGUCCGGGAGCGCUCCAAGGCAAUGGUAGCAUGCUACCCAGGCAAUGGGGCAGGUUAUGUGAAACAUGUGGAUAACCCUAACGCAGAUGGCCGCUGUGUCACCUGCAUCUAUUACCUGAACAAAAACUGGAAUGCCAAGGAGCAUGGAGGAGUUCUGCGCAUUUUCCCUGAAGGAAAAUCAUAUGUCGCUGACAUUGAACCUCUGUUUGAUCGACUCCUGCUUUUCUGGUCAGAUCGUAGGAACCCUCAUGAAGUACAGCCAUCAUUUGCUACCAGGUAUGCAAUCACUGUGUGGUACUUUGAUUCAGAGGAAAGAGCUGAAGCAAAAAAAAGAUUCAGGGACUCAACAGCUUCUUCAGAAAGCAGCACCACAUCUUAGCAGAAGAGCUUGAGACAAAACAUUCUCUGCUGAGAAGAUUUGUGUGUGUAUGUGUGUGUGUGUGUGUGUGUGUGUGUGUAUAUAUGUGUGUGUGUGUGUGUGUGUGUGUGUGUGUGUGUGUGUGUUGUUUUAGCCCUUUUGCACUUAAGGUACCAGCACUUCUUCCUCAACCAUGCCUUUUGCAUUAAGGUUUCUUGGAAUCUCAGACUCCAUGUAACUCUUUCCUGCAACAUGACGCUUCUAUUAAAAAAAACAAACAAAAAAAAACAAACAACCAACUUAACCAGCAGUAAAUCUGUUAUAUUAUGUUUAUGUAACAAAAAUGACAAUUAUUGAAUAGUUUCCAGUAAGUAUGGGUGAUGGAUGAAGUGAAAGAUAUUUUCUUUUUUUUUUAAUAAAUGUUUGUCUGUUUUUGAAAUAUUUCCAGUUUCUAGUGCUUCUCUGUUUUUGCUAUAUGAGAAGAGCUGUUUUGAUAUUUUUGCCCUUUAAAUUUGUGACUUUAACCAUAAAGCAAAUGGUUUAAACCAUAUUGCAACAGUCAUCAGAUGAUUUGCAUGGCCUGUGUGGCCCUAACCACUUAGAGUUGAAAUUAUUUUUCACAGAAAAUACUAAUAGUUUUCCAGUCAAAUAUUUCUAAUAUUAUAUCAUUCUGAUAUGCUUAGCUUUAACAAGUGACGUGUGUGUGUGUGUGUGUGUGUGUGUGUGUGUGUGUGCUUUCUCCUUAUCAGAAUGUAAGUGUUAUAUUGGUUUGCUGCAUUACAGUAUAACAUGACAGUUCAGACUAUGUAGGUAAAAGAAUGGUAUUUCUUUCCUGUUGUUUAAAUGUAAUAAACUGCCUGAAUAUUCAGAAGGUAAACACUUCAGAGGCUCCCAUAAUCUUUUAAAUUAAUUACACUUCAACAGCAUGAAACAAUAUUAAUUGUAAUGACAAAGCUCAUUUUACAAAACAAAAGUAAGUGGUGUCCCUGUUACUAGCAAAUCACAUUGGUAUAUAGGAUAGCACUAGUAGUCAUUAACUGGAAAUUUUCACAAGUCUGUCAUUGUUUGUAAGCAGCUGUGCUGUCUUGAACUAAACAGGCAACUGAAUAUGUCUUGAACAAAUGUGUAAUAAUGUAAAAUGGAUUGAAAAUGAUAUUUGACUUUCACUUUGCUAAGACUGGCUACAUGUAGAUUUUCUUUCUCUGUGGUCUCUGUAAAUAAAAAGAAAAAGUGAAUGAA
Molecule: messenger RNA, 2224 nt
Organism: Ictalurus furcatus (blue catfish)
Lineage: Eukaryota; Metazoa; Chordata; Actinopteri; Siluriformes; Ictaluridae
Gene: egln3
Product: egl-9 family hypoxia-inducible factor 3
Exons: 5
Coding region: 287-1006 (239 amino acids)
Biological process (GO): cellular response to hypoxia; peptidyl-proline hydroxylation to 4-hydroxy-L-proline
Cellular component (GO): cytoplasm; nucleus
Molecular function (GO): peptidyl-proline 4-dioxygenase activity; ferrous iron binding; L-ascorbic acid binding
Source: RefSeq, a predicted model, not a curated record